Messenger RNA from Porites lobata, 5889 nucleotides. The record is from the annotation of a GenBank genome assembly. NCBI's taxonomy places the organism in Eukaryota, Metazoa, Cnidaria, Anthozoa, Scleractinia, Poritidae.
AUGCAAAACCCGCUGAUUAGGACCCAGAUUCCUUCGUUUAAUCACUCGUUCAACAUGGCCGACUCAAAGAAAGAAACGAAGACAAAAACUACUCCAGGUGUAGUGUAUUUGAGUCGAUUGCCUCCAUUUAUGAAGCCAGCUAAAAUAAGGAACAUAUUUUCACAAUACGGGGAAGUUGGAAGGCUAUUUUUGCAACCAGAAGGUAAGCUGUGUACGUGUACUUCUCACUCUCUAUAAACUUCUUUAGACAGCUUUUAUAGAUCUUGAUUGUAACUUAAAGAAGGAAUCCGUUAGGAAAUUGAGUUAUUUUAAUUUUGAGUUGGACAAAAAAUAAUUGUACCUGAAUAAUUUAAAUAAUAUAAUAUUCUUUUUUACAUUUUUGAAGGGCUACAGAUGUAAGUAGUUAUCUGUAUAAAUAACACCAAAGAAAAUUUCUCAUGAGAGCCCGAGAAAAUAAAUGUCAGAUUUCACAAAAUGAUGCCUUACACAUGACAUUUUCAGAAUUUUACCUGUGUUUUGAUAAUUCUUGUUAAAUUUGACUUGUAUUUUCUCAGGCUCCCAGGAGAAAUAGUCUUUGGUGUUAUUACAGAUAACUAAUUAUAUCUAUAGCUGUUUAAAAAUGUAAAAAAGAAUGCGAUGCUUAAACUACUCUGGUACAAGGUUUUUUCCACUGAAAAUUGAAAUUACUCAAUUUCCUGAGGGAUUCCGUAUUAAAUUCUUUUGUAUUCUGCUAUUAGUCCAUGAGCCACUUUGUAGGAAGUCAAGGGGCUAAAAAUGCAAUUUCGUAGCUCCAAAACAGGAAAACUGGGGGGUCUUGUGAGUGGUGGGUAAGAAGAAACCUUCAGGAGAUGUACAUUUUAUGGUGAGAACUACAAUCCUGGUCAAAAAGUCUGACCUCAACUUUGUUCUUGGGGGGAGGGGUAAUGGAAAAAUCUUGUUAAAGCUGUGUCUAUGAGUGAGAAUUGCUGGUUAGCUGCAAAUUCUGUACAAAAACAUGUGAAAAAGGGAAGGUGUCCCAAAGCUAUUUGGCCAGGAUUGUAGCCACAGGAAACAGGUGACAUUUCUAACACCAGUCUUUCUGUGAAAUGAAAUUUGAGGACUUAGUGCAGAAAUUCUAUAUUGAUGAGGUGUCACUACCCUAAAUUUUCAUAACACUUUUGUCUGUUUGAAUUUAUACUUUAAUAAAGGGUGAAACUAAGAUGACCCACAGCUUGUUACUGUAAGUAAUCGAUUAAGCUCCGCUACUCGAAUAAGCGCCACACUCGAAUAAGCGCCGUACUCGAUUUAGUAUCGCACCUUUACCGAAAACAAUUUCAUAAGCGCCGCUCUCAAAUAAAUGCUGCGGCGCUAAUUUGGGUAUUUACAAAUAAAUGCCCCACCUUUGUUACUGCGCUUGAUAGAAGAGAUAUCAAAACCAUAUCUCUUGAGAAACAAGACCACGACCAACUCCCUCCCUAUAUUCCCCUCAGUGUUUUACCCGUAGUUGAAAAAGGCGAAUAAGUGCCACAGCACUUAAUUGAUCAUUUACGGAAUAUUAAGAAUGUGAAAUGAGAAACUUCUUUGAAAUAUUAUAUUACCAGCAGCCCACUCUUGCAGGGAGAGUUAGCACAUAAAUUGGGGGUGGUUCACAUUUCCUAGUAUGGUGUUGGUACAAUAAUUCAAUUGUGUUGUGUUUGCACCCUGGGUGCCCGACACAUAACUGUACUUUGCUCCAUUCUGCCCUGUCAAACGUUAUUUAAAACAUGAUGUAGCAGGGAGUACAAAGCAGUGGAUUACCUUCAAACUAACGGAAAACAAGUGUAUAUAGCAGGGCUUUUGAUAGGUCGUGGAAAAAAAGUCAAAUUUUGGGGGAAUUUUUAGGAACAAAAUCGCGGUAAUUUUCAGGGCAAACUUGGCCGGAAAGCAAUCGGUAAAAAAACGGUGGAUUUUGUGGUUAUUUUCAGGACAAAUUUUACUAGAAAUCGAUCGGUUUUGUGCUGAUCAGACCAGCGUUUUUAAUGUUUUUCUAAUGGAGAUCAUCAUUUGCUCUUUCAACAACAAUAUGUUUCAGAAAUGAACCAAUGGCAAAGCCUUUAACAUCAUGGCUAGUGCCCAGAUUUUUGCAACAUAAUCUACGCCUGGUAGUUUUGGAAAGUUGUUUGCACAUUUCAGUGACGAAGUUUUGACACAAAUUUGCGAGUUUACGGCAAGUAAAUACCCCCAGUAGCUGAGACAAGUUUUAAAAUUGCUGUACAGACAUGUAUUUGAUAAGAUUUCUACCGAAUUUCACGGCAUUUUGCAUGUUUUUGUGAUUUUCGUGGGAUUUCGCGGAUUUACCUGAAUUUCGCAGCUUCGCGACCGCACGAAAUAUUAGAAGCCCUGAUUUAAGGACCUGCAUCCAUUUCAUGCCUGAGUAAAAGGUGUAAAAUUGGUAUUUGGACACCAGCACCAUGCCCUAUGUGUAAUGCUGGUAUGGGUACUUCAAAAAAGAGUAUAUACUCAGACAACUUACCAUGAAAUGCUGCCUUAGACUAUUGCACUUUCUAUAAUUAGAUUGAAAGGUCACAGGUGCUUUAUGGCAGUGUGAAAGGUGCACAGGGCUUUACACUAGGGCUCAUGCCUGCCUUGACAGACAUGAUUCCACCUUCUUUUUAAAUGUGCAAUGUCAAUAUCAAUUUUAUUACCUCCAGCCAUAUCCAUAAUUUUUUAGUGAGAUAAAUAAUUAUUAUAAAAAGGGUCACUUUUGAAGACAGCUGUGGAGACAAACAAGCAAAUUAUGUUCUCACUCAUAUGGGAGGUGGGGAAGAGUCCUUUUAUUCUAUAGUUUUUUUUUUUUGUAAUUUUCAUUCUCAGAUGUUGCUGUGAGGAAAAAAAGAAAAAAACAUGGUGGAAGUGGGCGAAAACUAUUUAUAGAAGGAUGGAUUGAAUUUAAGGACAAGCGGGUUGCAAAAGCUGUGGCCUUGAGCUUAAACAACACGACGAUUGGUAAUGAUAUUAACUGGUUUGCUACAGACUGUAGGAAAUGUCCAGUUACUAGUGUUUCUUCUAGAAAGUUAUUUUUCUCCAAGCUGUCUGGCCACAUAUAAUUAAUAGGAAGUCAAAUUCAUUUUACAAGAGAAGCUGAUUUGUUUCACAAUAGGUACCCCAAGCUCACAAGUGCAUAACAGAAAUAUUAUAAGGGUUUGUAUGGGAAUUUUAGCGAUCAUCAUUUAGGGCAGGGUAUUGGAGGCGUGUGUGGCCGAGUAGUUAAUACUUCAAACUCAGGCACCUUUUCCGUGGUGCUAAAAAGGGUUAUUUUUUUUUGUCUUUACCUCUGUUAAAUGGCCACCUUGUCAAGAUGUAACAUAAAAGUGCAAUAUACAUUCACUAAGUAUUGCAUUCAGUGGUCUUGUACUCCCUUUAUUUCAGCACAGGAAGAGGCAGAAACAUUUUGAGGUCAACUUGUCAUGUUAUGGAUAUUUUGCUUUGUCACUAUCUUCAUUUUUAUUGAUUAACUCUUACGUUCAUCAAACCUGUAUUAAAUAGUUCAUUGGCCAUUUCACAAGGGUGACUGCUUAAUACAUGUUUGACUGUAUAAUUGUAUUAUAAUCUUGUUUCUUCCAGGAGGAAAAAAAGGGGGAUACUACCAUGAUGAUAUCUGGAAUAUAAAAUACCUUCCAAAAUUCCUUUGGGGUCACUUGAGUGAAAAGAUUGGUAAGACCAUGAGAUGGCUAUUUUUCACUUAAAUAAUAAUAUUCUUUCAUUGUUAUUCAAUGGAAAGUAGAUAAUUGGUCUCGAAUUACUGUUGGAAACAAAAUACCGGUGCCAGUGACAAAUGUUUAUGAAGGCUUUGUUUUAGCAUAAUUCCAUAAAAAUGAAGGCAAAAUUCUUAUUUGUAAAACUAUUGGAUCUACUAUUCAAGAAAAGGCUCUCAUUAAAGGCAUUAUCUAUUCGAAACCUCCCCCUCUCCCCACCUAGUGUCAGUAACCCUCAAAUGGUCUUUGUGACCCCUGGCAUAAAAUAAUCUUAACUCCUUAAGUCCCUACAUACAUGUAAUCAAGAAGAACAGUUAUGAUAAUAAAAUGAUUACCUAAGGGAACCUUAGGUGGCCAUCUUUGAUCAUUUGACAAAUUCCUCUCAACUAAUUUUUCAAGGAAAUACAUGCAUAUGGAGAUCAGGUGGAGAAGGUUUAUGUGGAUAUUGGGGCUAAAGGGUUGACUAAAACACGGAGACAAGUAUGGGUGACUACUCGCUGACUGAGGGUACAAAUGUGCUGUAUUCAGGUAAAAAUGUGGAGUUUCACUAUUAAACUUCUCUGAUAUUCUUUCUUAUUUUCGUAAGCAUAUGAAAAAGCCACAAAAGAGCAGAGAAUGAGAACUGAAAUUUCCCAAGCCAAAAGAGAGGCCAAUUUCUAUAUUCAGAAUGUGGAGAAGGGAAAAGCUAUAGAUGCCAUAGAGACAAGAAAGAGGAAGAGGGAUGAUCAGGUUUGGUGCUUGAUUGUUUUAUUUCUGUUCAAAAAAAUAAAGAAUGAGUGAAGGGAAAGUACACACACACAUUAUGUCAUAUGCUGGGUAGUGGCUUAUAUGGCAUGGCAUUGUAGCCCAAGGAGACUGGAAAGGAGAUGAUGAUGAUGAUGUCAUGGUGAUAAAGCUUUAAUAUUGAUCUAUUUUACGUUUAUCAGUUUCACAAGUACUUUGUGUAUGUUUUCUUGAAGAAAUUCUUUAGGCUAGUGAAGUUAAUAUCGACAUAAAUGUUCUCAAAACAUAGCCAGUCUUAACGUCUUAAUGAUGCUGACAGUUUCGAUGACUGUCAGCCGUCUUUAUCAAAACUUGGAAAACAUUAAAAUCGCUUUUAAUGUUUUCCAAGUUUUUAUAAAGAUGGCUGACAGUCAUCAAAGCUGUCAGCAUCAUUAAAACGUUAAAACUGGCUAUGUUUUUUGAGAACAUUUAUAUCGUUGUGUAUGUUUUGGGUGAAAACUGUUGACAGGUUGAACCAGCAUUCAGAUCAACCUAGUUUGAUUCAGAAUUUCUUUGUUUCCUAGCCCCAAUUAUGAGGGAGCUUAACAAAAACAUCACUUAAAAAGUGUGUUUGUUCUCCUUCAAACUUUAUUGCACUUAUUUCAUCUCUUUAAUUUCAUCAAACGUUGACAAUUUUUUAGGGGAUUUGAAUUCUAAGGGACUGUAUCAAAGUUCAAGAUAAGAAUUAGGCAGUUUCACAUUGUAGUUGGACAACGAUGGCAAAGAAAUGUAAAAAAGAGCGUGAUGCACGUGCAGCGUUGUUGUUUUGCCAAUCUAAACCUAUUGCACUUUUGACAUUCUCGUCAGUCCUUGCCACCAUCGUCGUCGCUUCCUAUUCAUAGAGGACAAAGGAAAUACUGGUUUAACCUGGGGCCAGUUUAAUAUAACUUUUACAAGUGUAAUUUAAAAGGAUAACCAUUGUUUUAGAGUCUGAAAACAAUAGCUACACUUGUAAAUUACACUGUCGUGUGAUAGUUUUAUGAAAUUUGUUGACCCCUUAAAUUACAUACCACUGAGCUGCAGGAAACUCACUUGAGAGCCAAGGCCAUUAAACUAGGUUCAUGUGACAAAUAUCCUGUAUUCUGCUGUGUCUGGAAUGUUGAUACAUGUAUGGGGCUUUUGUACGUGAUGAUCGAUUUUUAGCCUGGUGAAUGUGAAUGGUACCUUUUGAGAAGAAGAAUUGUAUCUAUAUAUGUGGAUGAAUGUUUAUUUUUCUUUAUUGUUCUGAAUUCAACAGACACCAGUGGAGAAAAGAUUAAGAACUUUCAAUCAGCAUCAACCCUUAAAAAAUAACAAAACAGAAGAGAGUAAACACGCAGAAACUGAUUCUACUGAAAAUGAAACUGGGAAAUCACUUAGUAAAAAUCUGCUGAAAAAGGUAAAACCUGUCACUCUGUCAACUCUUUGUAAAUAA